AUGGAGAUCGACACCGCAGACGCUGGCCCCCGUGUCACCAUCAGACAGACAGAGCGUGACCAUGUCGACUUCAUCUUGCGUGGUGUCGACUUGUCCGUCGCAAAUUCGCUCAGAAGAACCAUGUUGGCCGAGGUUCCAACUUUGGCAAUAGACUUGGUGGAAAUCGACGUCAACACGUCCGUUCUCGCCGAUGAGUUGCUCUCGCACCGGUUGGGUCUUAUUCCCUUGAUCAGUGAGGGUAUCGAAAACCUCUCUUAUUCUAGAGAUUGCACAUGUGACCAGUAUUGUCCUAACUGUUCAGUCAAGUUGGAGUUGACUGCCAAAUGUGACAGCGACAGCACCAUGAACGUCUACUCUUCAGAUUUGGCUAAGUUUCAUAACGGCUCAAGAUUGGGAGACCCUGUCAUCCGUGACCCUGCCCAGAAAGGUCCUUUGAUCUGUAAGUUGAGAAAACAUCAAGAACUUCGUCUUACAUGUAUUGCAAAGAAAGGUAUUGCCAAAGAGCACGCCAAGUGGUCUCCUUGUGCAGCCAUCGGUUUUGAGUACGAUCCUUGGAACAAGUUGAAGCAUACAGACUACUGGUACGAGGAGGAUGCUGAGGCUGAGUGGCCAAAAUCUGCCAACUGCGAGUGGGAAGAAGCUCCAGACCCCGAGGCUCCAUUCGACUACGACGCUAAACCCGCCAACUUCUAUGUUGAUGUGGAAACAGUUGGUAACUUGCCUCCAAACGAGGUUGUCAUUCGUGGAAUCGAGACUUUGCAGUUGAAGCUUGCAGGUAUUGCUGUGGAGUUGAACAAGGAUACCGUGGAGGCCAACGAUGCCAACACCGGUGGCUUUACCACUUAUGGACGGUCUCCCGGAGGCGCAGGAAACUCGCCUGCCAAUGGGUAUUCUUAUGGCGAGGGUUUUGGCAGCUCUGGGUGGUGA
Molecule: messenger RNA, 927 nt
Organism: Sungouiella intermedia
Lineage: Eukaryota; Fungi; Ascomycota; Pichiomycetes; Serinales; Metschnikowiaceae
Source: the annotation of a GenBank genome assembly